Molecule: messenger RNA, 2295 nt
Organism: Rangifer tarandus platyrhynchus (Svalbard reindeer)
Lineage: Eukaryota; Metazoa; Chordata; Mammalia; Artiodactyla; Cervidae
Source: the annotation of a GenBank genome assembly
AUGCGCGGGGCUGGGACUGGGACCGGGAGCGCGGCGGUGGCGGUGGUGAUGUCGCUGCUGCUGCUGCUGCUCUCUCGGUCCCCGCCUGCCGCCGCUGGCGACGGCAGAAAGAGCGACUCCAGGCUGGUGUCAGAGCAGUUUUCCCAGGCCCCGCAGAAGCUGGCCUUCUACAGCUGGUACGGCAGCGCCCGGCUCUUCCACUUCCGUGUGCCCCCGGACACGGUGCUGCUGCGCUGGCUGCUGCAGGUCACCCAGGGCAGCGGCUCCACCUGCAACAACGUGGAGACCACCGUGUACUUCCGCUACGGCGCCCCUCCUGUGAUCAACCCACUGGGCACCAGCUUCGCCAACAGUACCUCCGUGCAGCCCUCCUUCCUCCUCAAAAUGCUGCAGGGCAACGCCUCCGUCAACGUCUCCUACCCAGCACCUGGGGACUGGUUUGUGGCCGCCCACCUGCCCCCCUCCUCCCAUAAGAUUGAGGUGAAGGACUUUAUUCCCACCUGUGCCUACAUCUUCCAGCCGGACAUGCUGGUUGUGCGAGUGGUUGAGAUGUCCAUCCUGGAACCUGACGUGCCCCUCCCACUGGUCCUCCUCUCCCAGCCCAGCUACCUCAAAGUCUUCGUCCCCAAGCACACCCAGGAGCUGCGGCUGGAGCUGCAGGGCUGUGUGUCCAAUGGGAGCCUGGGCUGCCCUGUGCACCUCACUGUGGGCUCGGCCACCCUGCCGGGAAACUUCCAGAAGGUGCUCACUUGUAGCGAUCCCACCAUGGCCUGCCGCCUGCUGCUGCCCUCACCACCCUGGGAACGGUGGCUGCAAGUGACAGCCAAGAGCCUGGCGGGGCCACGCGUGUUGGUGACGUUUAGUGCUGUGGCUGCCCUCACAGCCUGCAGACCGUGGACUGUGAACCUCCAGCACCCUCUGCAGAGCAGCCCGAACCAGAGCAGGAACGCCUCCACGGGCCCACCGCCCCCGAGCCCCAACACCCAGGACCUGGACCAGAGCGGCGAGGCGGGCAGCGGCCCCUUUUGCCUCAGGAGCUUCCCCGUCCUGCGGGAAGACAUGGACGUGGUGUCCGUGCGCUUCCGGCCCCUGGACAGGGUCUCGGUGCUCGUGCAGUCGGACAUGCCCUCGGUGAUGCAACUGUACCUCAACACAGGCAUGGACAGUGGGGGCUCCCUCAGCAUCUCCGUGAACAUCAACCAGACCGUGAUUGCUGACAACACCUCGAUGGUGGCCUGUGUGACCGCCGGCUCGCCCUUCCUCAGCUUCAACACUUCGCUCAACUGCACCACAGCCUUCUUCCAGGGCUACCCCCUGUCCCUGAGUGCCUCAUCUCCCACGGCCAACCUCAGCAUCCCCUACCCAGAGACAGACAACUGGUACCUCUCCUUGCAGGUCCUCUGCCCCGAGAGGCCUGAGGAGUGUGUGCAGGCCUCGGUCCUCGUGGACACCACCUUGUACUUGGUGCCUUGCCUGAACGACUGCGGACCCUACGGCCAGUGCCUUCUGCUGCGUAGACACGGCUACCUGUAUGCAGGCUGCAGCUGCAGGGCAGGCUGGCGUGGAUGGAGCUGCACAGACAACAGCACAGCCCAGACUGUGGCCCAGCAGAAGGUAGCCACCCUCCUGCUCACCCUGAGCAACCUCAUGUUCCUGGCCCCCAUUGCCAUCUCCGUGCAGCGCUUCCUCCUGCUGGAGGCCUCGGUCUACGCCUACACCAUGUUCUUCUCCACGUUCUACCACGCCUGCGAUCAGCCCGGCGAUGCUGUGCUCUGCAUCCUCAACUACGACACGCUGCAGUAUUGCGACUUCCUGGGCUCUGGAGUGUCCAUCUGGGUCACCGUCCUCUGCAUGGCCCGGCUGAAGGCGUCCCUGAAAUACGUCCUCUUUAUGCUGGGCACUCUGAUCUUCGCCAUGUCCUUGCAGCUGGACCGCAGGGCCGCCUGGAACACGAUGGGGCCCUGCCUCUUUGCCAUCGUGGUCAUGGUUACCAUGUGGGUGUACCGCUGCGGGCGCCGGCGGCACUGCUACCCCCCCUCCUGGCAGCGCUGGGUCUUCUACCUCCUGCCCGGCUUUUCCCUGGCUGCCCUGGCCCUCACCAUCUACACUUCCAUGAUGACCAGCGAAAACUAUUACUACACCCACAGCAUCUGGCACAUGCUGCUGGCAGGGAGCGCAGCCUUCUUGCUGCCGCCAAGGGAGCAGCACACCGAGCCCUGGGCCUGCGCCCAGAAGCUCACCUGCCACUAUGAAAUCUGCAAGAACCACCGGGAUGAGCUGUACACAGUGACGUGA